CGCCCAACAAAUGAGUGAGAGUAUAAAAACAAAUUUCAUCAAAGUUGGCAGGUAGGCUUUGUGUGAGAUGCAGACCCUGGUUUGUUUUGGUUCCCCCAAAUUCAAACCCCGUUCCCAUCACAAAUUCAAGAAAUCUAGAACAAUCCCAUAUUGCAGUCUGAGAAAAACAAGCACUAAGUCUAAUUGGGCAGCCAUAUCAGCAACCCUUUUCGGCACCGGCUUCUUCUUAGGUCCCCUCAUAGAUGGGAUCCAUUCCAGAGUAAAUCUUGUGGAAUACCAAAAUGGGGCAAUUGAUAUUGGUCCUCUUCACACAAAUAUUUGGGUACCUCCUCUGCUUGGGCUGUUCUAUUGCAGUGUGGGGUUACUGCAACUUGUGCUUGAUCAGGGGUUGCCAUCUGAGGCAAUCAACAGUAGCCCAGAGAAAACUGCUGCUUCAUUUAUAGCCCUGGUGCUGUUCAUUGAAUUAAGUGCAGAAUUGUACAAAGCUGGAGUAGCAGACAACAUUGAAGCCUACAUAUUAUUUGCUGGGGCAGAAUUGGUUUGGUUACUGCUGGAUAAGACUAGAUUGGGAUUUGCACUUGCUUGUGUUGUAGGCCUUUGUUGCCCACUUGCAGAAAUUCCCAUUAUGAAACUGUUUGGGCUCUGGAACUAUCCCCAAGCAAAUGUCGAGAUAUUCGGUCAGGGACUAGUAAGUUGGACGAUGACUUGCUAUUUCGUGUAUACUCCAUUCUUGAUAAAUCUUUCGCGCUGGAUCAAAUCGAUCACUGCUACUGCAAAUUCUGAAGAAAGAUCAACUUCUCAGUAGAGUUCUAAAGACUCGUCAAGGUAAUGGACGAAAUUAGAAUUGUUCUUUAUUAGUGGAUGUAAAUUGUCGACUCUACCAGUUUUCCGUUUCAAAUUUUCAAAUUGUAAAAGUUUAUUGUUGGUACUAUUAAAUGGAAGAGGUAAGGGAAAAGUAUACUUUGGGUAAAUGCGGCAAAAUGUAUGUUCUAUAUUUCAAUUCAACGAGUCCAAGCAAAUCAAA
Messenger RNA from Olea europaea var. sylvestris, 1024 nucleotides. RefSeq lists its product as uncharacterized. Bases 68 to 805 code for a protein of 245 amino acids. NCBI's taxonomy places the organism in Eukaryota, Viridiplantae, Streptophyta, Magnoliopsida, Lamiales, Oleaceae. The record is from RefSeq and is a predicted model, not a curated record. The transcript has 5 exons.